Rhincodon typus (whale shark) is the source of this 2360-nucleotide messenger RNA. RefSeq names its product programmed cell death 4b (gene pdcd4b). Lineage: Eukaryota; Metazoa; Chordata; Chondrichthyes; Orectolobiformes; Rhincodontidae. Gene Ontology annotation, cellular component: nucleus; cytosol. Gene Ontology annotation, biological process: negative regulation of DNA-templated transcription. Bases 345 to 1736 code for a protein of 463 amino acids. The record is from RefSeq and is a predicted model, not a curated record. The transcript has 11 exons.
CUCCCCGGGACAACAAACAACGCUCACAGAGACAAAACCCUCCACCCCAAGGACAACAGCCCCCAUCACCGUCGGAGGACCACCCCUCCCAGAUACAGCGCACACCUUUCUCUUCCUGAACCAGCUUUUCCCCCCCCCCCGAGAAAUCACUCCCUUCACCCUCCCCGCCCACUCUCCCAGGGAAAUCACUGCCUCCGCCCACACUCUGAGACAACACUCGCUUUCUCGCACUUCCUGAGACUCCAGUUCCCCCUCAACACACCACCAUCUGAGCCCACGCUCUCACUCCCUGUGAAAACACACACUCCAUUCCCUGAGAUCUAGGGCUCAGACCUUCCAGCAACAUGGCAACAGAGGCAGAGAGCAAAUUCAGGAACUCUGCAGCAGAACUUGACAACAGUACUAGUAACUUGUUGUCUGGAGAUGAAGAUCAGACUCAAGCCAUUAUGCUGCCAAAUGAAAUCAAUGGGAAUUGGACAUCAUGUGAGACGUCCAUUCACGAAGCUCGACUCAAGGCUAAAGCCAAGAGACGUUUGAGGAAAAACUCUUCUCGGGAUUCUGGGCGAGGAGAUUCCCUCAGUGAUAAUGGGGACAGUAGUCGGAAUGUUGUUCCCUCUAGUCCGAAAGGGAAGAUGUUGGACAGGAAGUCACGGAUGGGAAAAGGAAGAGGACUGCCCAAGAAAGGUGGAGCGGGCGGUAAAGGUGUUUGGGGGACACCUGGUGAGGUGUAUGAUUUGGAGGAAGUGGAUGUCAGAGAUCCCAAUUAUGAAGAAGAUCAGGAGAAUUGCGUGUAUGAAACAGUGGUUCUACCCUUAGAUGAAGGGGUUUUUCAGAAAACUGUGACUCCAAUUGUGCAAGAAUACUUUGAACAUGGAGACACUAAUGAAGUUCUGGAGCUGCUGAAUAACUUGAAUCUUGGAGAAAUGAAGUGCACUGUGCCAGUGUUAGCAGUUUCUUUAGCUUUAGAGGGGAAAGCCAGCCACCGUGAGCUCACCUCUAGACUUCUGUCUGAUCUGUGUGGGAAAGUACUCACUACGAAUGAUGUGGAAAAAUCCUUUGAUAUGCUGCUGAAGGAUUUGCCAGAAUUAGCCUUGGAUACUCCUGGAGCACCACAGCUUGUAGGCCAAUUUAUUGCAAGAGCUGUGGCAGAUGAAAUCCUGUCAAAAAGUUACGUUGAAAGUUACAAAGGGAAAGUGGAUUGUGAGAAUGCCAGAGCUGCCUUGGGUAGAGCAGCAGUGUUGCUUAGUAUGAAGAGGGGUGGUCUGCGCCUGGACAAUGUGUGGGGAACCGGAGGAGGACAACGGCCAGUUGAACAACUUGUCCAAGAGAUUGACAUGUUGCUGAAAGAAUACCAAGUGUCUGGUGAUGUAGCAGAAGCGGAACACUGCCUUCAGGAACUCGAAGUACCCCAUUUUCACCAUGAACUGGUGUACAAGGCUAUAUUGAUGGUUCUGGAAUCAACUGGAGAAACUACCUUCAAAAUGAUACUGAAGCUACUUAAAUCCUUGUGGGAAUCAUCUGUCAUUACAGUGGACCAAAUGAACAGAGGUUUUGAGAGAGUGUACAAGGAAAUUCCUGAUAUUCAUUUAGAUGUGCCACAGGCUUACACAGUGAUGGAACAGUUUGUAGAACAGUGCCAUCAAAUGGGGAUCAUAGUGAAAGAGCUGCGAGAUCUUUGUCCCUCCAGGGGACGCAAACGCUUUGUGAGUGAAGGAGAUGGUGGACGCUUCAAAUGAGAAUGUUAAAGGUGAACGAGCACAAGUUUCUGCAAUUUUUUUUGAUUUUUCUUUUUUGUUUCUGUGCAUUACACAUGAGCCUGGGGCAUGGGUUAAACCUCAUUAAAUAUUUUCAAGUGCAUUUGCUAUGAAAAUAGAACCAAAAAGCACUUAACUAUGUGGGGUAUAGAUUGUUCUUUUUUACCAGGGGCGGGGGAAAUGAAGAACUAACAGCAGUAUCGCACUUGUGGUCCAUGAAACUAAGCUACUUAAGGAUCUGUGUAAUCUGAUCAUUCCAUAGUCUGUAGAAAAUUCACUGCCAAGCAUUUCUGAAUAUUGCGGUCUUCAAAAGGCCUGGCUUAACUGCCGAAAUCUCUGAAUGGAUCACAUGUGCUGUGUAAUGAAUCUCUCUUUCUUGGCUGCUAAUGCUAAAAUGCAGUGCUUCAAGCAGUUUAAAAUAAAAAGCUGGAUUGUACCUUUUUAUUCGUGUACAAUUGCCAGUAGAAUGUAUAAACUGUCCAAUUGUUUUAUGGUACAAAUAACUUCUGGCAUUAAAUUGAUUUUGAAGAUGGAAUAUGACAAUGGAUGUACUUUUCUUCCUUGCAGAAAAUGAAAAUCAAAAUAAAGUUGGUUUUUAAAGGUUUA